This is a messenger RNA of Laccaria bicolor S238N-H82, 417 nucleotides long. RefSeq lists its product as uncharacterized. The record is from RefSeq and is a predicted model, not a curated record. NCBI's taxonomy places the organism in Eukaryota, Fungi, Basidiomycota, Agaricomycetes, Agaricales, Hydnangiaceae. The transcript is spliced from 2 exons. Bases 1 to 417 code for a protein of 138 amino acids.
AUGGCUACUACCCAGCGCCCUCAGCACGAACGCCCUUUCGGUGGCCCUAGCACACGAACCAAUUUUUUUGACGAUCCAAAAGUUUUUAUCUUUCGUGGCUACUACGAUUUAGUAUGCCAUGGCAUCGAAGGAUCAAGGCUUAGUAUCACCGUUAACGUUUGUGACUGGAAGACAUGGCAUAUGCUACCAAAUAUACCCAUCGAUGUUCUUAACGACGAGGGGGCCGCAGAGUUCAUGGAUGCCCUUCUCAAACAACACGAGGCAGAACAGCGCCUUCGUCGCUAUUCAGCAGAGUUUCCGGAUGCAGAACCGUCGAAAGUCAUUCAGGAGGAGGUCAUCAGGCUUAUGCUAACCAGGGCUGAGAUUGAAAUCGAGGUUUUAAAGCGAGCAUUGAACCAAAAUGCUGUCGUGUUGUAA